Molecule: messenger RNA, 1268 nt
Organism: Jatropha curcas
Lineage: Eukaryota; Viridiplantae; Streptophyta; Magnoliopsida; Malpighiales; Euphorbiaceae
Product: delta-latroinsectotoxin-Lt1a protein
Source: RefSeq, a predicted model, not a curated record
CCCUCCAAAGCUAUCUCUUUCUCUUGUCAGAAACACUUCCCCCUCUCUCUCUCUCUCUCUCUCUGAGGCAUUAACACAAACAAAAUGUCUCACAUUCAUAGAAAAAUGGACAGUGAAGAUCAAGAAACACUAUUUCACUCCUACCCAUGUGCAUACUACGUUCAAAGCCCGUCCACCAUUUCUCAUGCAAACAGUUCAGAGCUUCUAAAAACCCACAAUCUUGAAUCCACAUUUCACUCACCAACAAGAUCCGACACCCAUAUUCUUCUCAACAAGAAUAAUAACACUCCUGAGGUUUCAAGGUUCACUCUUUCUCGCUACUCCUCUUCUCGUGGCUCCAACAACUCUUUCUUGAAUGAAAAGAAGGUUACUGCAGGAGAUGAAACUGGCGUUAACAGUUUGAUCAUUAUCGAUAAGCAUGGAUUUGGAGAAGAGGAGGAAGAAGAUGAAGAUGAGGAGUAUUAUUAUGGGAAGAAAGGAUGGUGGUGGAGAUAUUGUUCUUUUAGAAAAAGCUCUUCUUGUGCUUGGGUUACUUUGCAAAUUAGUUGGAGAUUUUUGUUAAGUUUAGGAGUUGCCUUGCUCGUAUUCUACAUUGCUACGAAGCCACCAGCACCCACGAUGUCCAUUAAGAUUGCAGGAAUCCGGCAAUUUGGACUAGGGGAAGGAGUGGAUGGAAGUGGUGUUACAACUAAGAUACUCACAUGCAAUUGUUCAGUGGAUCUUCUUGUUGAAAACAAGUCUAAGCUCUUUGGCCUCAACGUUCAACCUCCCACACUAGAAAUGUUCUUCGGUCGCCUCCCGUUUGCAAUCUCACAUGGUUCAAAGCUAUAUGCAGAGAGCCAUAGUUCAACAGUAUUCAAAUUAUCAGUGGGAACAAAAAACAAACCAAUGUAUGGAGCAGGAAGAAACAUGCAAGACAUGCUAGAAUCUGGAAAUGGAUUGCCAAUUUUGAUUCGUGUAAGCCUAAACUCGCAUUUUCGUGUCGUUUUGAACCUUAUCAAGCCAAAAUACCAUCAUCAAGCAGAAUGUAUGUUACUCUUAGAUAGUUCUUAUGACAAGAAACAUCGAACUCAAGAAUUUAACAGCACCUGCACAAUUUCUUAAAUUUGAUUCUUGUUAAAGAGUGCUUAUAUUAUAACUCCCUAUGUUUUGGCAAAUAUGUAAGAAAUUAAGAAAUAGGGAAAUAUAAGUUGUAAGAAGAUUCAAAGAAAUUAUGUAUUUGUUAGUAUAGUAGAGAAAAUAUCAGAGAUGUUUUUAUUUUGUUGAUA